Rhagoletis pomonella (apple maggot) is the source of this 938-nucleotide messenger RNA. RefSeq names its product probable H/ACA ribonucleoprotein complex subunit 1. The coding region runs from base 165 to 857 and encodes 230 amino acids. The record is from RefSeq and is a predicted model, not a curated record. Gene Ontology annotation, molecular function: box H/ACA snoRNA binding. Gene Ontology annotation, cellular component: box H/ACA snoRNP complex. NCBI's taxonomy places the organism in Eukaryota, Metazoa, Arthropoda, Insecta, Diptera, Tephritidae. Gene Ontology annotation, biological process: snoRNA guided rRNA pseudouridine synthesis; ribosome biogenesis. The transcript is spliced from 2 exons.
UCGAUAGAGCCAAAAAACAAUCGAUAGUAGCUAGAACUAAAAAGCAUCGAAACUAUCGAUAGUCUGCAGCUCUAUUUCGAUAUAGACCGCGUGGUUGAUAAACACACGGAUUCAGUUUUUUGUUUCUGUAUAAACGAAUUUUGUUAAUAGAUUGAAUAAAAAUAAUGUCUUUCAACCGUGGUGGGAGUCGUGGAGGAGGUUUUCGUGGUAGUCGUGGCGGUGGUGGACGUGGUGGAGGCGGUGGACGUGGCGGCGGCGGCGGUGGUUUUGGUCGUGGUGGUGGUGGUGGCGGUGGUUUUGGACUAGGUGGUGGAGGCGGCGGCAAUCGCUUUGGUGGCCGUGGGUUUGAUCAAGGACCUCCUGAUCGGGUUAUAUCAUUAGGUCAUUUCAGUUACGCAUGCGAAGACGAUCUUGUUUGCAAGGUAGAAAUUGAAGACGUACCUUAUUUCAACGCACCAAUAUAUUUGGAAAAUAAAGAACAAAUUGGCAAGAUUGAUGAAAUCUUCGGGACGAUACGGGAUUAUUCUGUGACAGUGAAGUUGUCUGAGAAUAUGAAUGCAAAGAGUUUUAAACAGCAACAAAUAUUAUUCAUUGAUCCAGCAAAACUACUACCGAUCGCAAGAUUUUUGCCAAAGCCACCCCAACGGAAGGGCUCUAAGAAAAAGGGUCAAGAUGGUGGAGCAGGUUGUAGUCGCGGCGGUGGUCGAGGUGGAAGCAGGGGUGGUGGGUUUGGAAGAGGCGGCGGAGGUGGAAAUGGAGGCGGUGGUCGUGGUGGUUUUAACAGAGGAGGUGGUGGAGGAGGUGGAGGAUUUAAAAGAGGAGGUGGUGGUCGAGGUGGCGGACGUGGUCGGUGGUAGCACUGACUAAAUAUAUACCCAUAACUUUAUGAUUCGUUAUAAAUUAGACAAUAAAAAUAGUUUUUAUUCUACCAAUACGAA